Molecule: messenger RNA, 2973 nt
Organism: Cyprinus carpio (common carp)
Lineage: Eukaryota; Metazoa; Chordata; Actinopteri; Cypriniformes; Cyprinidae
Molecular function (GO): protein binding
Source: RefSeq, a predicted model, not a curated record
AUUUACAAAUCUUUUGGUGGUUGUGUUUUCAAAGUUUGAAGCAUUACUAAUACAAAUUUUGUACUACUUAGAUAUUUACAUUCAGAGAAAAUAUGGUUUACUUGGUUUUAAAAAGUCUUAAAUUUACCUUCAUAAAACCUGGAAAAACACUGAAGUUUUGUUUCCCAUUAUAUUUUAAACUAUUUUUAUAUAGUAGACCGUGUAGAUUAUAAUCUUGCCUACUAUUCUAGGCCAAAAGCAAGCAUUUAUUCUCUAGUGGUAUGUUUCCUCCUAGAGUAUUUUUAGAAAUCGGGGGGGGGAUAAAAAUUAUUCUAGAUGCCUGUGUAAUUAGAAUAAGGUUUACUGGUCACAUAUCUAAAAUAUCUUUAGCUACAGACUGCUGACAGCCUUUGGGUUAAUUACACCGAGUUUCAAUGAAUUAUUUAUCACUGCUAUGAACUAUGAAGGGUUUUGACUUUCCUUGACCCUAUUAUGGUGGUGUGAGAAGGUCUUGAUUGUUCUUGAAUAAUUAAUGAUAAAGGUUGGAUUAUUACUGUAACUAAUACACAUUGUUCCAUUCACACCGCUGGAACCAGUUUCCAUCUCAAAAAAUACCAACAUGUAGUACAUGUCAAAGACAGUGUAAGAAGCUCCUUGAGGUUUCUGUUGAGAUCUUUAGAGGAGCGCGUAUGCUUUAGUGUAAGACUACACGUCCUGCUUCUAAAUUGAUGGACCGUUCAAUGAAAUAUUCAGUGUGUACCAAGUACUCUUGUUUCUUGAGUGAUGCAGUGUGCUUUGAGGAUAAAUCAAGUCAGUGUCAUAGAGACUUAAAAGCAGGGUUGCAUGUGAGAUGCUUUUCUUCCAGGUGCAGAAUUUAAAGUGUAAGUUUUGAGUUUCUUUUUAAAUAGUGAAGCAAGAACCAAGGGUGCAGGUGUAGUGUAGUAUUGUUCAGUUUUCAAGUUAGGGUAGAAAUCUGAUGGGAUUUGUAGAGGAAAUAUGACUUAAAAGGCAUGUUUCUGUUCAACCAGUGACUCCAUAUUCAUCAAGACCGACUUGAGGUAAGUACAAUUAGAGCUGUGAUUUCUAUAUUGCUAAGCACUAAUUAAUGCCUUCACAGAAAUUUGAUCUAUGCACAUCUGUCCAGGAAAAAAGUUGACCAACAUAAAAGCAAAUAACUCCUAUUCUGACUGUGUGAAAUUAUAAACGGAUUAAAGGAUUUGGAGCUCUUUAUAUAAUUUGAGUUCUCAUGCCAAGCCACAAAUCCUUAUAGAUCUCAGACUGCAAGCUGUUUGAAAAUGCAUCAUAAAUGCACCAAAUACACCAGUUGACUACUUCUUUUCAGCUCAACUUGACGGUUCUGCACUGAGGACGAACGAGACCAGUGUGCUGCUGGUUAAUCUAGAACGUCUACAACCAUUUCUUUCUUUAUUUUUUUGAAUGGAGACACUUUGAGCUGUGUUGAAGAUGCUCUGCAUCAUAUUAUUAGCCUUCACUUUCCUCAUGGUGGGGAGCUCGAAGCUCUGCCCUCAUCAGUGCUCUUGUUACGACGCAUCUGAGCUGGUGGACUGUCGAUCCCGAGGGUUCACUCACAUUCCCCACAGUAUUCCACAUGGCACAUGGCUCCUGGACCUCAGUGGGAAUAAGUUGUCGGAGUUGAGGAGUACCUCCUUUACUGGGAUAUGGGCUCUCCGGGUCCUUCUGCUUUCACAAAGCAAUAUGCAGGUGGUGCAUUCUAAGGCUCUUUCCUCUCUGACCUUCCUGGAAAAGUUGGACCUGGCUUACAACGAGCUCCGUGUCCUUCCUCCAGAUUUCUGUCAAGGGCUGACCACUCUUAAAGAUCUCAAGCUUUCCCACAAUGCUCUGGAACGCCUAGAGUCCCACUCUUUGGAGGACCUAGAAAGUCUGGAGAGGUUAGAUCUCAGUCACAACCACAUUCAGGUUAUCGAAGUGGGGGCAUUUCGUGGACUUACCAUGCUAAGGCACCUUAACCUUGCAUGGAAUCAACUGACAGUCCUCCAAGGAGGCCUGCUCACCAUGCAACAGAGUCUUGGAGUUCUUCUCGUGAACCACAACAAUAUCUCCAAGAUUGAAACGGAAGCUCUGGCCCCCUUACAAACCCUCACCAUCCUGAACUUAGAAGCCAACCAGUUGAGGAGCCUGAAGUUCAAGACGUUCUUAAACCUUCAGACGCCCAGCACGCAUCUGCAGAUGUCGGAGAACCCCUGGACGUGUGACUGUGAACUUCAUCGCGUCUUCACUAAGAUACUCCAUGUCAGGCAUCUCCACGUGGACGAUUACAUGAAUAUCACGUGCCAUUCUCCGCUCUUAUUGGCUGGAGCAUCUCUGGGUUUGAUGCACGGUCAGCUGUGUAUCGCAGAAACAGCCACUGUCCUGAUCAUUACCGGAACUGUGAUGGUCACUGUGGUGGCCGCUUUGGUUAUGGCAGAACGCAAGCGCAAGAAGCAAAAAAUGAACCUGGAAAAACAAGGAAAUGAUCCUAUGCCUUGGGAGUCUCGCAAAUGAAGAAAGUCAGCAGCUGUUAGCAAUACAGGCUUAUUUUACACAGCACGUCUUCAUUUUUGUGCAUGUAGUACAUAUCCAUAUUCACUUCAACAUGAUUUCAAAACUGAACCUAUUUACUAUGCCAAUACAUGCUCCUAGUCUUAUUUUGAAUGGACAUUCCUCUUCAAAAUAUAAGAGUGCUGCAGGGAUGAUGCAUUUAUGUAGGCCAAAACCUAAAAACAAGCAUUUCAACACUUCUGGUUCCAUUGUCCUGAAUGUCUUUUUUUUUUAGUUAAAUGCCUGAAAUAGUCUGUGAUGAAAACAAGCUCAAGAUAUUUUUAUGUUUUAUUAUACAACAUAAAAUACAUCAGUAAUAGCCCCUUGUGUUUUUUUUUAAUGCUUUUAAGUGUCUUAAUAAAGGCUAAAGGAUAAAGUGUUUAAAUCUGUCUACAGAGGUUGUCUUGGACAUUAAACAUCAUCCCAGUGAACAGG